CUUUUUUUUUUCCUUCUUUUCUACUUCAUUCCUCAUUCAUCUCCAUCAUGUUCGGGACAGGACUCUCAUCUGUGGCGAAGCGCAGCUUUACGACUUUUAAACCUGUUAUCUCAGCAGCCAAGCCUGUUGAUGGGUUUGUCGGUGCUUUGGGAAACACUCCUCUAAUCCGUCUCAGUAAAUUAAGCGAGGAGACCGGAAGCAACAUCUAUGCUAAAGCUGAGUUCAUGAACCCUGGUGGAUCUGUCAAGGAUCGUGCUGCUCUUUAUGUCGUCAAGGAUGCUGAGGAGAAAGGCCUUAUCAAACCCGGCGGUACCGUUGUUGAGGGAACUGCUGGUAACACUGGAAUUGGUCUUGCGCAUGUCUGUAGAGCUAAGGGCUACAAGUGUGUGAUCUACAUGCCCAACACCCAGAGUCAGGAGAAGAUCGAUCUUUUGCGUAUGCUCGGUGCUGAGGUCUAUCCUGUUCCAGCUGUGGCCUUCGAUAAUCCUCAGAAUUAUAACCAUCAGGCUGCUCGACAUGCUCAAUCAAUCGAGAACGCUGUCUGGACCAAUCAAUUCGACAACACAGCUAACCGUCAAGCUCAUAUCGAGACCACAGGCCCUGAAAUCUGGAAGCAAUUGGAUGGUCAGGUUGAUGGUUUUACCUGCUCUACUGGUACUGGUGGCACUUUGGCUGGUAUCGCUCGUUUCUUGAAGGAGAGGAGCAACGGAAAGGCCAAGAUCUUCUUGGCAGAUCCUCCAGGUUCUGUCCUUUACAGUUAUUUCAAGAGUGGUGGACAGUUAGUAGAGCGUAGCGGAAGCUCUAUCACUGAAGGUAUUGGUCAGGGACGUGUCACUGACAACUUGAAGCCCGAUAUUGAGUUGAUCGAUGAUGCACUUCAGAUUCCAGAUGAAAAGUCAAUUGAGAUGGUUUAUCGCCUGUUGGAUGAGGAAGGUAUUUAUGUGGGAGCAUCAUCUGCAUUGAAUGUAGUUGCAGCAGUAGAGAUGGCCAAGAAGUUGGGACCUGGCAAGAACAUUGUUACGAUCUUGUGUGAUGGUGCUUAUCGUUACCAAUCCCGCCUCUUCUCCAAGAAGUGGCUCGAAUCCAAAGGCCUCACAAACGCUAUCCCUGAGCACUUGAAGAAGUAUGCUACCUUAGAGUAACCGAAGAAAAAAGAGG
This is a messenger RNA of Lobosporangium transversale, 1158 nucleotides long. RefSeq lists its product as hypothetical. Gene Ontology annotation, cellular component: cytoplasm. The coding region runs from base 48 to 1142 and encodes 364 amino acids. The transcript has 6 exons. The record is from RefSeq and is a predicted model, not a curated record. Gene Ontology annotation, molecular function: cysteine synthase activity. Lineage: Eukaryota; Fungi; Mortierellomycota; Mortierellomycetes; Mortierellales; Mortierellaceae.